AUGGUUCGCGUGCUCGGAAGGUCGGCGUUUCACGACACCACCUUGACCGGCUCCGGUGACCUCUCGUAUCUCGGCGGAGAGUGGCGGCGAGAUGUAGCGUUCGCUGGGUUUGAUGUCCCGAUUCAAAUGGACGUUUCGGCAGAUAAGUUUAUCAAUGGGGUGGCGGGGAUCGAUCCAGAAAGGAGAUCAGAGCUGAUAAAGGUUUUGAAUAUUGAUCUUUCAUGGCGGUUGCACAAGGUGUCCGAUGGUCAGAGAAGACGAGUGCAAAUCUGUAUGGGUCUGCUCAAGCCAUACAAGGUUCUUCUGCUAGACGUGAUAACGGUGGACCUCGAUGUCCUAGCAAGAGCUGGCCUUCUCAAGUUCCUGAAGAAGGAAUGCGAAGAACGAGGCGCCACGAUCAUUUACGCCACGCAUAUAUUUGACGGGUUGGAAGAUUGA
Molecule: messenger RNA, 438 nt
Organism: Malus domestica (apple)
Lineage: Eukaryota; Viridiplantae; Streptophyta; Magnoliopsida; Rosales; Rosaceae
Source: RefSeq, a predicted model, not a curated record